UAUCAAUUGCGAGCUGUGCUCUCGGCUGCUAAAGUUGUGGUACGCCAUAUUGUGUGGACGGUGGAUGUUUAUGUUCGGAAGUGAUGCCGUGCAUUGGUGACGCGAUUAUUAUAAAUGACCCUGUGCAUGUAAAUUAUAAUUUUCUAACCAGUGCAGUUCGCGGGUGGAAUAUCUGAAUUUUUGAAGUGGCGUGCUAAUCCUAUUUUUUUUUUUAAAUUUAAUUUUGUGUUACCAUUCGGGACGGACCGGACUACCGAGGAUUUUAAUUUAAAAGACGCUUUCCACAAUCAAUUUGACAAUGCCAGUUCGUAAACAAGGUGCUCACCGCGCACUCGAGCUGCUGGAGGACUACCACGAGAAGCUGACCAAGCCGCAGGACAAGCAGCUGCGACUGGCCAUCGAGCGCGUCAUCCGCAUCUUCAAGUCGCGGCUCUUCCAGGCGCUGCUAGGUGAGUCCCUGUCUUCUUUUUCCGCUGUUGGCCGGAUCUCAUCCGUGAAAAUAACUCGAGGUAAGCAAGGCGACAGGCCAUUUUUCUGUCACUCUCUCUUUCGUAUUUUGAUAAUAUUGGUGAAUUAGUAAACACAGCUGUGGCGGGGAAAACGAAUAGAUCGUAACGGAUGUGUGAUGUGCUGGUUUAUGGGAAGAUUAAAAUACUAUCUCAGGAUACGGAGGUAUCAUGUAGAAGGGUAAGAUUUCACCGACGUUUCGGUCGACCUUGCAGUCGCUAUCUUCAGGGAGCCAAAGAGCCAAGAAACACCAGACAAUGGCCGCGAAUACCUGCGAUCCUUAUUACGGAUGUAUCAACAAAAUUCAUAAUUAAAUCGCGCUGCCACAAGCGAAUUUAGACUAUCAACUCUGUUUGGCCUUUCUUUGUUUUCAUUUUUUUUUAAAAAAUCAUAAAUGUUAGACGAAAAUAGUACUUAUUGCAUUUAAAUGAGAUCACGUAGAGUAUGUUUCUUUGGGAACAUAUUGGUUCGAACGAUAUUCUUCUCUGCCCGCUCCCAUUAUUAUUUCUUUCAUCUUCUUUUUUUUUUUCGCUCUCUGCGGUGGGAAUGCUAAAAAUGUUACCCGCUACCCCCGAGCGCAGUUUUAUUUGCGGGAGCGCAAUUUUCGCCCCCCUUCCGCUCCCGAUAUAACGGAAACGCGUUGUAUCGCUCCCCGGAGAAUCAUUUCCAGCAGACCGAGUUGCGAACACCGAGCAGUUCUCCUGGAGGGGGGAGUGGGAGCAACUAUCCGUCAUCCUUCCGCACCGCAUACGCCCCGCGAAUUUGCGAUGAACAACUGCGCCAGCUCUGCCCCGCUCGUUCUGCGCCGGUGAAAAGUAACUACAUUUGACAGCUUUCUUCCCCCCCCCCCCACACCCCAAUCCUCCACACACCACACAAGGGUUUCUUCGACUCAGGCGCUUGGUCGUUCACGUUCGUUGCGAAGCAAAAUCUAUGUCCCCUCCCUCUCUCCCUCCUAUUUCGUUGUUUGGUUUUCCGUCAUGUUAGACCACGAGUUUCCAACUGGCAACCCGCCAAAGCUUUAAAAAAAA
Messenger RNA from Bacillus rossius redtenbacheri, 1538 nucleotides. Its product is annotated as disks large 1 tumor suppressor protein-like. Gene Ontology annotation, molecular function: protein binding. The record is from RefSeq and is a predicted model, not a curated record. NCBI's taxonomy places the organism in Eukaryota, Metazoa, Arthropoda, Insecta, Phasmatodea, Bacillidae. The transcript has 3 exons. Bases 299 to 577 code for a protein of 92 amino acids.